Molecule: messenger RNA, 2159 nt
Organism: Raphanus sativus (radish)
Lineage: Eukaryota; Viridiplantae; Streptophyta; Magnoliopsida; Brassicales; Brassicaceae
Product: cysteine-rich receptor-like protein kinase 15
Exons: 7
Coding region: 33-2006 (657 amino acids)
Biological process (GO): protein phosphorylation
Molecular function (GO): protein kinase activity; ATP binding
Source: RefSeq, a predicted model, not a curated record
UAGUCUGAACCUCAUAUCGGGUAAAUCGAGCCAUGUCUUCUCAAGCCUCUUUCAUCCUCAUUUUCCUUUUCUCCUUCCUCACUACUAGCUUCCGAACUACUGCUGAAAGUCCCUCCUUCGUACACCAUCUUUGUCGGAAUACGACAAGGUAUUCAGCGAACAGCAUUUACUCCACCAAUCUCAAAACACUUUGGUCCUCUCUCUCUUCCGCCAACGCCUCAUACUCCACCGGAUUCCAAAACGCCACGGCCGGACAAGCCCCAAACCUGGUCACCGGGCUUUUCCUCUGCCGGGGAGACGUCUCGCCGGAAGAUUGUCGUGACUGCGUCUCCCUUUCCGUCAAAGACAUCGCAGCCAAGUGCACGAAUCAGAGAGAGGCCAUUAUCUAUUACGAUGAGUGUAUGCUCAGAUACUCUGACCAGAGCGUUUUCUCGAACCUCACAGUCGCUGACGGGUUUUUGAUGUAUAACGAUUACGAAACCGCACCUAAGGAUGUAGACCUGUUCAAAAAACUGGCGUUGACCACAAUGACGGAAGCUGCCUUUGAAGCGGCGAACAGUUCUCGAUAUUUCUUAACGAGAAAGGCCAAGGCGAUCGACUUCAAGGAUUUGUACUUCCUGGUUCAGUGCACUCCUGAUCUGACAAGAGAUGACUGUUUGUUCUGUCUACUAGAAUCCAUAAACGGUUUGCAUUUUGAAAAUAUUGGGUCGAGGCUUCUUUUUCCUAGCUGUAACUCUAGGUACGAAAAUUACAAGUUCUACAACGAAACCGAAGUUAAUACAACUACAACUAUCCUGCCACCUCCACCACCCCUAGCUGCGUCUACUACUCCACGACCUAGGAAAGGUGGUAAUUCAAAAGUGUUAGCCAUAGCCAUCCUUGUGGCUAUUAUAAUGGCUUUGCUACUUUCCAUAGCUGGUUAUUGUUUCCUUGCAAAGAGGAAAAAGAAGACUUCUGAUAAUGCACCAACCUUUUAUGGAGAUGAUAUGACAACGGUAGACUCGCUGCAACUUGAUUAUAGAACAAUUCAAGCUGCAACAAAUGAUUAUUCAGAAAAUAAUAAGAUCGGGCAAGGUGGAUUUGGCGAGGUUUACAAGGGUACAUUUUUGAAUGGGACUGAAGUUGCUGUAAAGAGACUGUCAAAAUCAUCGGGACAAGGUGAAACAGAGUUCAAAAACGAGGUUGUUGUUGUUGCAAAGCUUCAGCACAGAAAUUUGGUAAAGCUUAUGGGGUUUUCUCUAGAACGAGAAGAAAGAAUAUUAGUCUAUGAAUAUGUGCCCAACAAAAGCCUUGACUACUUCCUCUUUGACUCUACAAAGAAGGGCCAGCUAUACUGGACACGGCGAUACAAGAUCGUUGAAGGGAUUACUAGAGGGAUGCUAUAUCUUCAUCAAGAUUCACGACUCACAAUCAUACACCGUGACCUCAAAACAAGCAAUAUUCUUCUGGAUGGAGAUAUGAAUCCAAAAAUUGCUGAUUUUGGAAUGGCAAGGAUCUUUGGAAUGGAGCAAACUCAGGAAAACACAAACAGAAUUGUCGGUACCCACGGUUACAUGUCUCCCGAAUAUGUUAUCCAUGGCCAGUUCUCAAUGAAAUCCGAUGUCUAUAGCUUCGGAGUGUUAGUUCUUGAGAUUAUAACUGGUAGGAAAAAUAGUAGCUUCUAUGAGAGAGACGGUGCACAUAACUUGGUCACAUAUGCUUGGAGACUCUGGAAUAACAAAACAGAGUUAGACCUUGUGGAUCCAGUAAUAGUAGAUAAUUGUCAGAUGAGUGAAGUGGUUCGAUGCAUCCAUAUUGGUCUUUUAUGUGUUCAAGAAGAUCCUAUAGAGCGUCCGACCUUUUCAACCAUUUUGAUGAUGCUCACUAGUAACAGUGUGAUUUUACCAGUGCCUCAACAACCAGGGUUUGUCAUUCAGACUAAACCGAAAAAAGAUCUGCCUGAUUCGAAUCAAUCUACGAUGACCAAGUCUGGUAUAAGGUCUGUUGGUGAUGCAUCUGGUCACUGACUAAUUGGUAUUUAUUGAAAACACGUGUUGUUUUUGGUUGACAAAAAGUUCAAAACUUGUUUCAGCGAUCUUUAAUCCGGUACGUACUACGUAGUAGUUUCGUUUUGAUUUGGUUUGAUUAUAGUUUGACAAAAUCAAAAUUUAUGUGAUUUC